This is a messenger RNA of Trichomonas vaginalis G3, 528 nucleotides long. Its product is annotated as protein dimerization protein. The coding region runs from base 1 to 528 and encodes 175 amino acids. Gene Ontology annotation, cellular component: RNA polymerase II transcription regulator complex. Gene Ontology annotation, biological process: regulation of transcription by RNA polymerase II. The transcript has a single exon. Gene Ontology annotation, molecular function: DNA-binding transcription factor activity, RNA polymerase II-specific; protein dimerization activity; RNA polymerase II cis-regulatory region sequence-specific DNA binding. The record is from RefSeq and is a predicted model, not a curated record. NCBI's taxonomy places the organism in Eukaryota, Parabasalia, Trichomonadida, Trichomonadidae.
AUGACUGAUAAAGGUGAACAGAGUAAGCAAUCUCUUGCAUCAUUAACGCAAGGAUUUAUACAUCUCUUAACAAACUCCGAAGAUGUCGAAAUUGAAAUCACAAAAGCCUCCGAAAUGUUAGAUGCAUCUAAAAGAAGACUCUACGAUGUAACAAAUGUUCUACAAGGUGUAGGCCUCGUAGAGAGAUGUGGAAAAUCUAAAAUAAAGUGGACUUCAAGAAAUUCAAAGGCAGAUGCUCAGAGUUAUCACAAUGCAUUACUAGAAAAAGAAAAAGAACUCAUUCAAAUUAGUAGUUUUCUUGAUGCAAAAAUAGAAGAAUUUACAAAUUCAGAAGUAUUUAAUAAUCUAGGCUGGGUAACGGAUUUUGAUAUACAGAAAUGUAAGAAAGAUAGAAAUUCGAAAGUAUUUGCGCUAAAAGGACCGGCGUCACUUGCAGUUCAAGUAGAUGAAACAGAAGAUGGAACUUAUAGAAUGGUAUGUCAAUCUGAAGAUCAGCCAAUAUCUUGGACACCAAUAGGGCGUAAUUGA